This is a messenger RNA of Acromyrmex echinatior (Panamanian leafcutter ant), 7101 nucleotides long. RefSeq names its product Semaphorin 2a (gene Sema2a). The record is from RefSeq and is a predicted model, not a curated record. Gene Ontology annotation, cellular component: plasma membrane. Gene Ontology annotation, biological process: negative chemotaxis; neural crest cell migration; semaphorin-plexin signaling pathway. Gene Ontology annotation, molecular function: semaphorin receptor binding; chemorepellent activity. Lineage: Eukaryota; Metazoa; Arthropoda; Insecta; Hymenoptera; Formicidae.
GGCGUGAGAACGAAAAAAAAGAAAAAAAUGCACACGGACGAAGUCCUUCUCGAAGAGAUGCGAUGUAGCUGUAACAACUUGAUCCACUUACCUCUUCGCUCUCUGCAAUUAUGCACCGUAAUGGACAUCUCUGGAUGCUCUUCCUGACGUAACGCCGAACUCGUAAUUGGAACGCCAUGAAAACGCUCGCGGCCAUCGUUGCUACGCGAACAAAUUAAUUUAUCGUUUUGCGAUGUUACAGUUAACAGCGCUCCGGCGAAAUAAUGGCGAACGAUGAAGGCGAGUAGUAAGGAAGCCGUUACACGAGCAAGUCCGUUGGACGGGGAUAUAAUAGAAACGGGGUGAAGGAGGAAAAUUGGAGACGAAUGUUAGACGAGAGGAAAAGGUUAGAGUAGGUGCAGUAGGUUAAACUGAAGAAAAGGCGGCACUGCGAUCGCGCGCGAGAGACAGAGAAACGGGAAGUGGAAGAGAUAUAAAAGUAGAAAAAGAUACUUACGAAAGGAUGAGAAUAGAAAGGUGAAACAGCGCGAGAAAAAACCGACGAAAAAAAUACAAGAGAAAAGGGACGAACGCGCGACGAAAAGAACCAGAGAGAGCAGAAAACAACGGUUGAAACGAAUAGACGCGAGAGGAAUGAGGAAACUUGGCACACGGAAGAGGGCACGCGAGAGGGAGAAAACGAACGGGCGCGCGAAAUAACGGGAACGCGAAGGACAGGAGAGAGAAAGGAAUGCGGGAAAAGGAGAGAGACAGAGAAAGUGGCGCGGACAUACGGCGUACGGAUGCGAAAGGUGGCAGAUGAGGGGAGAAAGCGAGAGAGAAAGAGCGAGAAAGGUGAGGUGCGAGAAAGAGAAGGGAAAGGGAGGGAACGGACGGAGCGACAAGGUUGAACAGAGAGCGGAGGGAGAUUGAGCGAGACCGCGCGUGCGGGGCAGACAAGGACAUCGCAUGCGGCGCAUGCGCGCCACAUGGGUGUAUCUUCGCUCGCGGUCUCCCUUGCGCACCCCACCCCUACUUCGCUACGCCGCUACUCUCCCCUACACCGCUAGACUCAGUUACCGGGCCGAUUCGCCAGCGUUGAGGUGUCGCGCUUUUUCGCUCCGCGACGUACUUUGGCCGUUGCCAAAUUUCGAGAUAUAUCGUUUCUUCGCGAGAACAACGCAUCUCGUCGCGCUGUGCGACGCGCGCGUGCCGUGUGUUGUUCCGAUUCUCCAAGAGCGAGAGAGACAGAGAGACAGAUUCGGCAAGGGGGUGAAAGAGAGAGAGAGAGAGAGAGAGAGGGGGGAAGAGACGUGUGCGCGAGAGUGCCCCAGUUUCGGCGCGGUCACAUGUGGACGUCGAGCGGCGCAACGCUGCGGGGGAGCAACGCGUUGAAGUUGGCGCCGGGUCGUUCUCUCCGAGCCGGUGGUAUCGUGGAUUCGUUCCGGGAUUCGUGAAACGCAAGUGAGAAGUCAAGUGAACUCUCUUCGUGUGUGCGUGUGUGUUGUGUGGGGUGCGUGCGUGGUUAGCGUGAUUACGUGCGUUCGGGGUGGGCGGAAUAUCGUCCACGAUCUUGCGCUCGCAAGAACUAGAGCUCGCCGAGAAACAUGAAGUUGUCGCGCGUUGUGAUCGACUUGAUCGGAGACGAGACGAAGCCGGCGUCGCGCGACCGAUGACGGUCGAGUGGUCCCGAUUCUUCCCGAAACGCCGUGUCUCGAUCUCAUUCUCGGGCGCGAUAAAAAAGGGAAAUAACGGUCGGUUUCCGGGAAUCGCGUUCGGUUGACUCUUGUUUACGCGCGCGGUCAUGUUUACGUGACGGGGCGCGUAAGGAAUCCGAGGUGCGCGAGGAGAACUGCGCGAUUCGAACGCGUGCGACUUGUGAGUGUGUGUGUGUGUGUGUGUGUGUGUGUGUCGUCAGUCGCCGUUGUGUGCAGAUGAAAGGCGCGCGCGAGCGGCGGCAGAUUCGAAGAACUGCGUCUCUGCAGCUCGUGCUCUGCACCCGCUUUCGUUAGCUCGUGCGAUUAAUUCGAUUAACCCGUCGCAUUGCCGUAAGAGAGUGUACGAACGAACGACUGCACGAAACUAGACUCGACGGCAAGAUAGACGGGACGAACGACGAACUUCAAGCGGCAGCAGUCUCGUAGUUGGAAUCAGGACAGCAUCCUGGGACGCGGGAACGCGCGACAUCGAUCGAAUAUGCUGCCUACAAUUGAACGUUGCUGGUUUGUUGGGAUAAGAAUGUUCCUGCGUCGUCGCAAGUGCGCAGUGUGACGAUCAUCAGGUUACAUGCGAUGGAACGAUUGUUUUAAAGAAGAACGUGCAGCUGUCACAGUGCAAGCGCGAGGGAUCGUGUAUCACACGUCAUCAUCGAAAGGGAAGUCGACGAUAAUGGUGUAUCUAAGUGCUAACAGAAUGGAUACGUCAAGAAAUCGAAUUAGAAGAAUGAUCGGCUUGCUGUGGUUCUGCUUCUUUUUCGCGGGAGUCCUGGCUGAAGGUACCUUGGAAAAACUACAUGAAGAACACGUGCGGGAAUUCAGCUGCGGCAUGCUGUACUACAGGACGCUCUACCUGGACAGUAAGAGGGAUGCCCUAUACGUCGGAGCUAUGGACAAGAUCUUCAGGCUAAAUCUGAGUAACAUCAGUCAUUCCAAUUGCGAGAGAGACGCUCUGAAUCUGGAACCGAGCAAUGUGGCAAAUUGCGUGUCCAAAGGCAAAUCAGAGCAUUUCGACUGCCGAAAUCAUAUAAGAGUGAUACAGCCGAUGGGAGACGGCAAUCGCCUUUACAUGUGCGGUACGAACGCACAUUCACCUAAGGAUUGGGUGAUUUAUAGCAAUCUGACUCACUUACCGCGCCACGAGUUUGUCCCGGGAGUAGGAAUGGGUAUCGCGAAGUGCCCUUAUGACCCUGCGGACAAUUCGACGGCAGUCUGGGUCGAGAAGGGCAAUCCCGGAGACCUGCCAGCUCUUUAUUCCGGCACGAACGCCGAGUUCACCAAAGCCGAUACCGUAAUCUUCCGCACGGAUCUCUACAAUCUGACUACCGGUCGUAAGACGUAUAGCUUCAAGAGGACACUCAAGUACGACUCCAAAUGGCUCGAUAAACCGAACUUUGUGGGUUCGUUCGACAUUGGCAGCCAUGUGUUCUUCUUUUUCCGCGAGACCGCGGUCGAAUACAUAAACUGCGGUAAAAGUGUGUAUUCCCGCGUGGCGAGAGUUUGCAAGAGGGACACUGGCGGUAAAAAUAUACUCUCGCAGAAUUGGGCCACAUACCUCAAGGCCAGAUUGAAUUGCUCGAUACCCGGCGAGUUCCCGUUUUAUUUCAACGAAAUACAGAGCAUUUAUAAGGUGCCGGGUGACGAUACGCAUUUCUAUGGUACCUUUACCACAUCGACGAACGGAUUAAUGGGUUCUGCGAUAUGUUCCUUCCACAUUGACGCCAUCCAAGAAGCUUUCCGCGGAAAAUUCAAAGAACAAGCAACUAGCAGUAGCGCGUGGCUACCAGUCUUGUCCAACAAGGUUCCGGAACCGCGUCCGGGCCAAUGUGUCAACGACACAGAGACGUUGCCGGACACCGUCCUGAAUUUCAUAAGGUCCCAUCCACUGAUGGACUCCGCGAUUUCGCACGAGAACGAGAAACCGGUCUUCUACAAGCGGGACGUCAUGCUCACGCGAUUGGUCGUCGAUAAGUUGCGCAUCGACUUCGUGGGCAUCGAUUUGGAUUAUACUGUCUACUACGCCGGCUCUAGUGAUGGCCGCGUUCACAAGGUUGUACAAUGGAUCGACAGCAAUGGCGAAUCCCAGUCGAUCUUGCUGGAUGUUUUCGAUGUCACGCCUGGCGAGCCGAUACAGGCGAUGGAGAUCUCGAAAGAACAUAAGGCUCUCUACGUGGCAUCGGAUCAUCGGAUAAAGCAGAUCGAUCUGGUAAUGUGCACUCGACGAUACGACAACUGCCUGCGAUGCGUCCACGAUCCUUACUGUGGAUGGGAUAAGGACUCAAACACGUGUAAACCUUACGAACCAGGUCUUCUUCAAGACGUAUCGAACACCACGGCAGACGUUUGCGACAGCAGCGUCGGCAAACGGAAACUGGUUGUCACGUGGGGCCAGUCGGUGCAUCUGGGUUGCUUCGUGAAAAUGCCGGAGGUCCUGGCGAACCAAGAGGUGCGGUGGUACCAUUACAGCAAAGAGAAGGGAAGGUAUCAGAUCGCGUACAAGUAUGGCGCCGGCGGCGACAAAUUCAUCGAGACCUCGGAGAAGGGUCUGGUAAUCGUCGGCGUGAACGAGCAGGACGCCGGCAGAUACGACUGUUGGCUCGGCGGUGCUCUCCUGUGUUCGUACAACAUUACUGUGGACGCGCACAGAUGUUCGGCGCCUGCCAAGUCCAACGACUACCAGAAGAUUUAUUCCGACUGGUGUCACGAGUUCGAGAAGUACAAGUCGGCGAUGAAGAGCUGGGAAAGGAAGCAAGCGCAAUGUGCUUCGAGGCAAAACGACAGCAAUCAGAAUUUACACACGAACGAGGUGUACGGCACGCCCCUCGUCUGAUGGAGCCGAUCAUUGGGUCCCUCGUCGAGCCGAGAUUACGAUGAUACGAUGAUACGCAUAAGCGUCCCACCAAGGAAUCGCGGCUGGACCACGACCGGUUGGAUCGGCCUGGCCUUCUUGUUGGCCGGUCACGCCACCGCGCUUGGCCCGCUGGUCACUCGAGGACUCUUAAGUGACUGAAGUCGGUCCGCGAUUCGCGAACCAGUGAACUGAAUAAAAGGUGUGAAGAACGUAUGAUCGAUCGUGUAUACUGCUAUCCACGUGCCACGGUGCCCGAGAACUUCUCGUCGGCGCUACCGAUCGCGAGUGACCAUCGAGUUUAUUGGCGGUCGGUGACCUGCGAGAACAUUCCAGUUCCAUUCUCGUCGCGCAUCCGAUUUUUCAUUACGUAUAUAUAUAUGUAUACAUAUGUAUAUGUAUACAUAUAUAUAUAUAUAUAUCGUACUCGUCUCGCUGUAAAUAGACGUGUCGCGUGCUAUCCGCGAAAGUGAAACCGGAUGCUGAACGCCGCGAAAGGAGCACGAGGACAGCGGGACGAUCCUCGGCUCGGUAAAUUUCGAUACGGUUGCGCAAUCGCGCGGAGUGAUGUUCCUCGGGAGUGAAUGAACGAUACCUCUUGUGCCGAAGAAUCAUGAAUAAAGUCCUGAUUCCUCUCACACCUGGACCGAUCGAUGCUGCAUGGAGAAACGCGCAGUUUCCUUUCCUUGAACUUAUAAUUAAUUUUGUGAGAUGGGGGGAAUUUUAUGUGUACAUACGAUAUUGAAGCCUCAUUUACGGAAGACGACACAACAUUGAUCGUGAUAUCAUCGUGACCAAGAUACCGAUUGAUCGAUUACCGAACAUCAAUAUUAAGCGGUGCGUCAAAAGGAGAAUGGCGCGUUGAACUAACAGUUGUUUUCGCAUCCGGAAGAUAGAAACGAAGUCGAGAUGGAGCUUCCCUACGAUGAGGGUGGGAGCAUCGAUUGGAGAAUAGUCGCAAACGGCCCGCGAGGCUGAGAGGAAGCGGUGGCGUCAAACGAGAAAAGAAAGGUAAAACGUCGUGUUAGAAAGGAGAAAAGAAAAACGAAACGUGACCAACCGCGCGUUUACGACGUCACGCAGGUUACAUAUGAGAUUAUUAUCGGCUUUAGAGACCUUUAUGCGAGCCGCUGCUGCGCUGCUGCACUCGCGCGACGCUGGUUAGCUUUCCAUAUCACGUUCGCCGCUUUUGCGGCGCGCACACGCCUAUUUUCUACCUGCACCCUUCAGACCCACCCACUCAGCCCUCGUAUCCCUGCGCACCUCCGCGUUUUCCUUCAUUUUUCCCUUCAUAUAUCGCAUCUCGACGAUCGCGCGAGCUACUGCCUGUUAUCUUUUGUUUGGGAGAACCUUCGUGCCGUUCUGAUCAUCACCAUUAUUCUUCAUGUACCUACAUGAAACGCACAGCGAAAUGAGCACACGAUGACGCCGUGUUUUUAUCCCCGCAUAUUCGCAUUAUGUCGACAAAAGCGCGUCGUAUUCGCGUGUCGUUUCGUGUCGCGUGGAACCCUCGAAAAAAUCGACAUACUCCAGUUCGCGAGGAAUCACUACCACGAGUACCUUCAUGACGCGUCGUCAUCGUCGAGAACUAAACAUUCCCUCCCCGUUCCCUCCCUUCGAAUCAAGGUGCUACGCGGGUUUAUUUCCUUCAAAGGAAAUCGGUAAAACCCGUGGUUUCAGAUCCACGUUAUACGUUUCUUUCAAACGCACGUAACCCCGUCUGUUCUUGUUUUUUUUUAUCCGAUCCUUUCCUCACAGACACACACGCGCGUGCACGAGAGAAACGCGUUACGAGCGAUUAACGGCGAUCGUUAUGUACGCGCUCGUGCACUGUACAUAAUACCGGACUUGGUAGUCACGUGUACACAUUUUCCGCUUAGAUAAGUCUAAUAUUAGCGUAGAGGAUAUACAUAUUUGCUUAUAAGUUUUCGAUGAACAUGGCCGGAGAGAUCUCUCGUUGCAUCCUGCGGUAUCGCUGAGUAAACCGGAGUAACGACCGCCAACAAAACUAAACGCGGUGCUGGGGAACAUCGAGGCGAGCGAUCGUUUCGACGACUUCCGGACUUGAGGUUGCGCGGGCUAUCGGAGCUAUUGCAUUUUUUAUCCAUGGAACACGUACAUCCUUCGGCAUUGAAAAGCCUACAGCGCGCAACGUCCGUGAAGUCUGCUUCGCCCGAAAACUGAAAUUUUGGCAUAUUUGCUGUUAUAUUUGGUUUAUCUUAAGAUAUCAAAUAUUAUACAUUGAUUAUUAGAUACUUUUCUUUUUUAUUUUAGUACCGCUUAGCUUUCGUUACGUUCUGUUUCAUUAUAUCGCUCGAGAGCUUCUUUCGGACAUGGGAACGGGCGUUUCCGACUUCGUGAUUAUCUGUACAUAGAUAAUAGCGUUAUAUUUUUAUAAAAACGACAGAGAAGACUUACUGCUAAAAAGCAACGGUAUGAUUUUAAUCUAUUGUUAGUAUUUCGACUAUCCGCAUUCAGUCAAGUUGAUUGGCCACAAAAAAAUAUCUCUCGAUCUCUGAAUAAACAAAUGUUUUUCAACGAGAUGCAAACGAAUAUUUU